CCCACAGAGAGUCUGCAGUGUGCUGCCAGUCUGUGAGCUGGAGAGUCACUCAGACGACGCACACGCGAGACGUCUUCAGAAACAAACUUUGCUGAAACUUCUUGUUUCUUGUUUUUCUUCCCCCAGCCGUGGAUGCAAAGACUUUUUUUUUCUUAUUUCCUGUGAGGGUUUUUGUUUUCCAGAGUAGGAUCUGCAAUGCUUCCAUUCUACCUCCUCACUCUAGCCGCCUCCAUCCAAGCCUACAGCCAGCUGCUGCCAGGCUCAUGCAACUUUGAGUCCAACACCUGCGGAUACACGUCAGAUGCAGACUUUACGAGCUGGACCCUGCAGAAAGAUGGCCGUUUUGUCUCAGUAGACGCAGUCAUGAGUGAAGACAGGGAGGAUAACUUAGGUUCGGGUGCUGAGCCACAGAAAGAGAUCACAGGGGUUCUGGUGAGUCCACCCCUGGAGAACGGCGAGUGGAGCUGCCUGAGGCUUGUCUACCAGAUCUCAGGGUCAGGGAGCCUGGAGGUCCUGCAGCGUACCGAGGGAAGGAGCUUUGACAGGCCCCUGUGGAGCGGCCAGGUGCCUUCUGACAGCUGGGUCAUCUCAAGCAUGGACCUGCAAAACAGUACGGAGCCUUACAGGGUUGUCAUCGAAGGUAAACCUGGACUGAGUGCUGGGAGCAGCGUGGCCGUCUUUGAGAUCCACAUCAGCCCUGGAUACUGCCUUGAGUGUAACUUCGAGGAGUCUCAUCUGUGUGGAUACAGUAACCAGUGGAAUGCUAACGUAAACUGGUAUGUGGGAGGAGGGGGUCUCAAGCUCCUUCAUAACAACAUGCCAAACGACCACACAUACAACAACAAAACAGGCCACUUCAUGUACGUGGACUCCAUCUAUGCCAAGACCUUCAAAGAAGUUGCCAAACUGGUGUCUCCAAUGACGAUGGUGCCCAUGUCCGGCUGCCUGAGUUUUCAAUACCAGCGCAGCGAGGACGGAGGAAACCUGUUUUCUGUUUUCACCCGGGACCGUCUGGGCCAGUACCAGGAGCUUUGGAGGGCUGAGCCAGAAAACCAGAACGACUGGAGCGGAACUCUUGGAGAAUGGAUACCGGUGCAGGUGGACUUGAAAGCACCGUACUCAGUUCAGGUGGUCUUUGAAGUGGCGUUUAACAGCCCAAGAGGCGGACAUGUUGCGCUUGAUGACAUUUCCUUUUCUCCAGAGUUUUGCAGCAAAGACACGGAACCGACGUUUGACCCCUCCAUCGCGAACUGUGACUUUGAGUCAGGUUUCUGCAACUACAUCCAAGACCCGGUGCUGGGGUCUCCAUGGAGGAGAGUGUCGGUGAAGCCCAACAUAUUCAGGAAUGGAGACCACACCACGGGGGCAGGAUCCUUCCUUUUGGCUCACUCCCAGCUGGGCCCACACUCCGGCUACGUUAGCCGCCUGGUCAGUCCAACUCUGCCUGGGAACAUGAAGUACUGCCUGAGAUUUUUCUUCUCCCUCAGAGGUUUCAAUCAAACGGACCAGGCUCUGGCUGUUUAUCUGCAGCAGCAGCGGGGCGGCAGCCAGGAGAAGAUCUGGACCCAGGGGGAAAAGUCGAGAGGAAUCUGGAUCGCGGCAGACGUCACCUUCCAGACGCCACGGCCCGCCAAGGUGGUUUUUGUCAGCACCUGCAGGAGCUUCUGGGACUGCGGCUCCGUGGCUCUGGAUGACAUCAGCGUGAGCCUCGGGGACUGCGAGCUGACGCCAGGUUUGUUUUCGUCAUCUUUCCCCGGUCACUGUAACUUUGAAGCAGGGCUGUGUGGUUACACCCAGGACAAGCAGGGCGACGCUGCAGACUGGGAGUGGAGGAGAGGGCCCACCCCGACCUCGUACACCGGACCCAGAGCAGACCACACCACGGGAGUUGGACACUACAUGCACAUGGAGGCGUCGCCCAUGCUGCCCGGUCAGAACGUCCGGCUGCUGUCCCGCCCCAUUAGGGGAGCCAGGGGGCCUCAGUGUCUUCGCUUCUACUACCACAUGUACGGCUCCGGCACCGGCCAGCUCGUCAUUUACAUCCACAGGGACGGAGAGGAUGCGUUGCUGUGGAAACGGAGCGGCGAGCAGAGCUACGCCUGGCUGAGGGCCCAAGUGGAGUAUCAGAGCGACAGGCAGCACCAGAUUGUGUUUGAAGCCAUCAGAGGCUCCUCAGUAAGGAGUGACAUUGCCAUUGAUGAUAUUAUCUUGGAGGGUGGUCCUUGCCCGGAAAUGGAGAUCAGGUCCACUGUGGGAACCUCCAAUGAGAUCGAGUAGAGCGGGCAAGGACGACAGCAGCUGUGUAGGAUGCAUGAACCCCAUUAUGUUUUCGUUUUUUUGCACAUUACAGACAACUCCUAAGUGUUGUCGACUCCCGACUCCUUCAUGUCAGUCUGAACAUGUGGACGCAAGCAAUUUUUUAUUUUUUUUUAUGUAGUUCUGUUUUCAUGGAGCGGCAACGUGCGUCACGGUCAGCGUUUCUCUGCACUGCGGCAACGGAGGUUGUGCGUUAAGCUGCGUUUCUCGUCACAUUUAUAUGCAUUAGAUUAAUGCUUAAAUAAAACCAGGAGGUGCUUCGA
Messenger RNA from Mugil cephalus (flathead mullet), 2579 nucleotides. Its product is annotated as MAM domain-containing protein 2-like. Gene Ontology annotation, biological process: nervous system development. The transcript is spliced from 15 exons. The coding region runs from base 196 to 2277 and encodes 693 amino acids. NCBI's taxonomy places the organism in Eukaryota, Metazoa, Chordata, Actinopteri, Mugiliformes, Mugilidae. The record is from RefSeq and is a predicted model, not a curated record. Gene Ontology annotation, cellular component: membrane.